UAUUCUAAUUCACACUGUAUAUUUGUUGGACUGUUACGUGAUACAUAUAUUCUGAAGCGUUUAGAGACCAUGUAUCUAGAACAGCCAUCAGAUUGAAAAUCUACGUGUGUAUUGAUCAGAUCAAGUGUGUUUUGUUCGACCGAUCUGACGUUUCAGGUUUGACUGAAAAUAGGACUGCUCUGGAUUUCAUUUAUCGUCUGAGGAUAAUUAGCUGAUAUUACUGUCAUGUUUUAACCGUAUAUGUAUUCGAGUACAUUGAUGAUUGACAUUGAUGAUAUAUAUUGGUUUGGGUUAGCUGUAUAAGUAGUUUCCUCCUAAUCAACAUCUUUUGACCCGUGGUGUCACAGUGACACCUGUUAGACCAGUCCAUAAUUCACAUAAUAAAAUGUCCAUAUGACACCAGUUACGGUGUUAUGGUUAGAUGACAGCACUGUGUAGAUGGAGCUGGGAUCUUUGUGAAAGAAGGUAAUUGAUGCACAUUGGGAAAAAAUGUCGGAUGAUGCAAAGAAGUUUCAGACUCCAGAAGAGGAGCUGAAAUAUUGGCGAAGCCUUGCAGAGAAAUUCAAGCAAGAACUUGAAGAGACUAAGGAGGAACUAGAAGAAUUCCAAAUCAGCAGCCGAGAACUAGAAUGUGAGCUGGAGACGCAACUAGAACAGCUGGAAAACAAGAAUAAAGAAUUAAUGGCUGAUAAACACAGGCUCACAGUAGAAUGUGAAUCAUUAAGGGAAAAAUUAGAGAUACUACAGGGUCCAGCCAUAAACAAGUUUCUCUUCUAG
Messenger RNA from Haliotis rubra (blacklip abalone), 777 nucleotides. RefSeq names its product nuclear distribution protein nudE homolog 1-like. The record is from RefSeq and is a predicted model, not a curated record. Gene Ontology annotation, molecular function: microtubule binding. The transcript has 3 exons. Lineage: Eukaryota; Metazoa; Mollusca; Gastropoda; Lepetellida; Haliotidae. Bases 490 to 777 code for a protein of 95 amino acids. Gene Ontology annotation, cellular component: kinetochore; centrosome; kinesin complex. Gene Ontology annotation, biological process: centrosome localization; vesicle transport along microtubule; chromosome segregation.